AUGAUUGCUCGUCUUUGCAGAUCUCAGUUACCGAAACAAUCGUUCGUUAACUUUAAUCGUUCCAUCUCAUCUACUAUCAGAAUGUCUGCUCCUCAAACUACUCAAAUCGAAAUCUUGCAACAAGGUGACGGAAAAACCUUCCCAAAGGUCGGUGACGCUGUAACUAUCCACUACACUGGAACUUUGGAAAACGGAAAGAAGUUCGACUCUUCCCGUGACAGAGGAAAGCCAUUCCAAUGUACCAUUGGUGUUGGUCAGGUCAUCAAGGGUUGGGACACAGGUAUUCCAAAGUUGUCUGUGGGCACCCGUGCUAAAUUGACAAUCCCAGGCCACGAAGCUUACGGUCCAAGUGGUUUCCCAGGUUUGAUUCCACCUAACGCUACUUUGGUGUUCGAUGUUGAAUUGUUGGGUGUUAACUAA
Clavispora lusitaniae ATCC 42720 is the source of this 420-nucleotide messenger RNA. RefSeq names its product peptidylprolyl isomerase (gene RBP1). Lineage: Eukaryota; Fungi; Ascomycota; Pichiomycetes; Serinales; Metschnikowiaceae. Gene Ontology annotation, molecular function: peptidyl-prolyl cis-trans isomerase activity. Gene Ontology annotation, cellular component: cytoplasm. The record is from RefSeq and is a predicted model, not a curated record. Gene Ontology annotation, biological process: protein peptidyl-prolyl isomerization.